GAUUACUGUUAGUCUGUGGUUGUAUGUUGUAUGAGCUCUUGAGAAACUGUAAAUAUUGAAGAUAGUUCAUAAUUAUGGAAUAAUGUGAUAUCAUUUAAAAUAAUUCUGGAAUAAGUUCGCAAUAUAUUAGUUCAUUUACUGGAUGUUACUAUUUAAAUAGUUCCUUCAAGAUGACUCAGUAUUUGCCACCAAAUUUAUUAGCAUUAUUUGCUCCACGUGAUCCUAUUCCGUAUAUUCCUCCUGCAGCAAAAUUGCCGCAUGAGAAGAAAAAUAGGGGAUACUUAGGAGUUGGACGAUUUCUUGAUUUGUUUGAGGAUCCUAAAGACACCCCUCCACCAACUAGAGUUGAAACAAGAGAAGAGAGAUUAGAGAGAAGAAGGCGUGAAAGAGCUGAACAAGUUGCAUACAAACUUGAACAAGAAAUUGCUGUCUGGGAUCCAAAUGGUGUCCCGAAUGCAACAGCGGAUCCCUUCAAAACCCUUUUCAUAGCGAGAAUUAAUUAUGACACCUCUGAAUCAAAACUACGAAGAGAGUUUGAAGUUUAUGGACCCAUUAAAAAAAUAUUCCUGAUUCAUAACAGUGUAAAUGGUAAACCUAGAGGGUAUGCUUUUAUCGAAUAUGAACAUGAGCGUGAUAUGCAUUCUGCUUAUAAGCAUGCGGAUGGUAAGAAAAUUGAUGGUCGUAGGGUUUUAGUGGAUGUAGAAAGGGCCAGGACAGUCAAAGGAUGGUUACCAAGGAGAUUAGGUGGAGGUCUCGGUGGUACUAGACGUGGGGGUCCAGAUGUUAAUAUUAAACAUUCUGGUCGUGAAGAUAACGAACGGGAAAGAGAAAGGUAUAGACUUGAAAGGGAAAGGGAAGAAAGAGGAGUACGGGAUCGAGAUCGGGAAAGAGUUGCUUCAUUUGAUAGAAGAAGAUCUCGUUCCAGAGAAAGAAGGAGAAGGAGUAGAUCCCGUUCACCUAGAAGGGAAAAGAAGAGACGUAGUAAAGAUAGAAUCAGAGAAGAUGUUGAUGAAACUUUCGAUAGACCUAGGGAAAAAGAAAGAGAUAGAGAUCGUGACCGUGAAAGGAAAAGAAGGAGGUCUAAGUCAAGGGAUAAAGACCGUGAUAGAAAACGUGAGAGGAGGGAGAAACGCGACAGGGAUAGAGGAGAAAGGUUAGAAUAUAUCAAAACUGACGAUGGUGGAGAAAUCAAGGUCAAGGAAGAACCUAUUGAUGAUUAUCCUGAGUAUCCAACAUUUGACCAGCAAGUUCAAGUUAAAUAUGAAGAAGAUGAAGAGAAAUAUCAUCCAGACAAUACUAACGGAAGUCGUCAAUAUGAUGAUGAAUAUGAGGAAGGUGAAGCAUAUUAGUAAUUUAUUUAAGGUUUUAUUAAAUAGAUCUAAGAAAAUUACUUUGUUUGAACAGAAACAUUGAAUUAUCAAUUUAUUAUCAGUUAUAAAAUCAUUUUUAUGAUUUCUGAUUGAUGUGAAUUGAUCAGUUCUUUAUUGUAUUUUGCUGUAAGAAAUUGCAUUGCUGAAUUUUCUUCAGAAUGAAUUUGAUUUUUGUGUAUCUUUGAAUAAGUAAUUGACAAAUAGAGAAACAACAUUUCCAUAUAUGCAACGUAGGUAUAAUUAUAUUAGUCACGAAUUUAUCAAAUAAAUAUAUUAAUAAACCA
This is a messenger RNA of Harmonia axyridis, 1654 nucleotides long. RefSeq names its product U1 small nuclear ribonucleoprotein 70 kDa (gene snRNP-U1-70K). The record is from RefSeq and is a predicted model, not a curated record. Lineage: Eukaryota; Metazoa; Arthropoda; Insecta; Coleoptera; Coccinellidae. Gene Ontology annotation, biological process: mRNA splicing, via spliceosome. The coding region runs from base 171 to 1349 and encodes 392 amino acids. The transcript is spliced from 8 exons. Gene Ontology annotation, molecular function: U1 snRNA binding; mRNA binding. Gene Ontology annotation, cellular component: U1 snRNP; precatalytic spliceosome; U2-type prespliceosome.